AUGUCGCGCAACACAUCAACACCAUCAACACAACUCCAGUACAGGUUCGCGCUUCUCCUCUUGUUCGGACUGGCGCACCACAUACGCGCACAGCAGAUACAAUUUGUGAAUGUGCCAGGAACAGUCACAGAGGGCACAGACGAUAUAGCAAUAUCGUGGACUGGAGGCACCCCCGGUACACCUUGGUCUGCACAAUUGGUCCAGGAUGGUCGUGUCAUUGAUGGCGAAUUGCAAGACAGUGGUGAUGAUGGCCUUGGCGCUCAAACCUUUGGUUGGGAUGUGGAGCUCGAGAAUACACCUGGCGGGUGGUACAGCCUACGCAUAAUACAAGGAACUCAGACCGUGGACUCGGCGCCCAUCAACGUUAUCGACGAGAACGGCGUCGGCGGAACCAGUCCGCCGCCUGGAUCAACACCUACAUCGAGUCCUCCCCCCAACUCUGCUCCUCCCAGCGCGUCGGCCGUGUCAACACCCGCUGACGCUGUUGGUUCUGUUUCGGCAUCGAUCGCUGCUACAGCAAGCACUCUUGUCACCACAGUCAUCUCAGGCACGACCGUUACCGCUGUCCCAGACGCAGCCGCGCCAACCGGUGGUAACAACACAACCGAUACGGCAACUGAAACGAACACUGGCGGCGGUGGCGGUCUGUCGGGCGGCGCUAUAGCGGGUAUUGUGAUCGGUGUGCUUGGUUUCCUAGGGCUGAUCGGCCUACUCGUGUUCUGUUUCGUUCGACGUCUUCGCCGCAGCAGAGCGUCGCAUCACCACCCCACGAAUGAAAAGGGUACGAGAGGCCCAACCUUUUUGACACCGGCAGCAGUCUCGGGGGUCGCACGCUCUGGCAGCGACACGCACAAAAGCGAUAUCAAGCCCGAGCUACAAGCUGACAACAAACCUCUCCACCACCAGCCCGGCAUGCACGAGAUGUCCAAUCCCAAUGCUACGGCUGCGCCAGCCAGUGCUCCAUAUGAGAUGUACUCGCCUGAUGGUAGCCGGGCGGAUGGCGAUAGAAGGGUCUCUGAGCUAUCUCAUUCAACCAGCGAUGCUUCGAGGACAGUGUACUCCGGCGGAAAUAGGUCGAGUGUUGGCGAGAUGAUGGGCAGUCCUGUUGAUGGCAGCCACGGGAGCGUCAGUCCACAAAUGGGCCAGACGGUGCCGAGGAAGGCUGUUGGCGGAGGACAAGGUGGACAACCGGCGACGAUCCAUGAGAUGGGUUGA
This is a messenger RNA of Cyphellophora attinorum, 1215 nucleotides long. RefSeq lists its product as uncharacterized. NCBI's taxonomy places the organism in Eukaryota, Fungi, Ascomycota, Eurotiomycetes, Chaetothyriales, Cyphellophoraceae. The transcript is spliced from 3 exons. The record is from RefSeq and is a predicted model, not a curated record. Bases 1 to 1215 code for a protein of 404 amino acids.